UGAUGAUGCAAAACCGUGGGGAGGGUGGGCGCUGGGAAGGGUGGGGAGAGCCUGAGAGCGAGCGAGGGUGGGAGGGAGUGGGCGGAGGAGGAGAGGGAGCCGAACGCGCAUUUAAAGCGAUAGCCAUCCUCGCUCUCUCCCCAGUGCUGGGCUGUUGGAGAGCUCGAGCUGCAAGCCACCGAGCGCGAGCUCGAGCGCGGCGCGCUGGCCGGGGAACCCAAGAGCGCACGGCGCCCCAAGCUGGCAGGCGUCGCGGGACCCCCCACCCUCGCCGGCUGCCCUUCCCCGGGCGCCCCUACCCUCCUCGCCCGCAGGAGACCCUGGGCUUCCCCGGAGGAGCUCACCCCAAGGGGCCAGGACUCCGGCGAGCCCGCCACCGUCCCCUCGAGUGCCGCCGCCACCACCGCAGCCGCGGGAGCAGUAUGGUCCAGUUGGGGAAGCUGCUCCGCGCCCUGACUUUGAUGAAGUUUCCCUGCUGCGUGCUGGAGGUGCUUCUGUGCGCGCUGGCGGCGGCGGCGCGCGGCCAGGAGAUGUACGCCCCGCACUCCAUUCGGAUCGAGGGGGACGUCACCCUCGGGGGGCUGUUCCCGGUGCACGCGAAGGGUCCCAGCGGAGUGCCCUGCGGCGACAUCAAGAGGGAGAACGGGAUCCACAGGCUGGAAGCGAUGCUCUACGCCCUGGACCAGAUCAACAGCGAUCCCAACCUGCUGCCCAACGUGACGCUGGGAGCGCGGAUCCUGGACACUUGUUCCAGGGACACUUAUGCGCUCGAACAGUCGCUCACUUUCGUCCAGGCGCUCAUCCAGAAGGACACCUCCGAAGUGCGCUGCACCAACGGCGAGCCUCCGGUUUUCGUCAAGCCCGAGAAAGUAGUUGGAGUGAUUGGGGCUUCGGGGAGUUCGGUCUCCAUCAUGGUAGCCAACAUCCUGAGGCUUUUCCAGGUUGAUGGGCGCUACGGGAUAAGGAAAAGGAUGUGAAGCUCACUGAAGAGGCUUGGGUUGGGAGUGCUGGAGGAGUGUACAGGUGGGGAAAAUGUACCAGCGUGUAUGCCUACUGGGACCACGUUUUCCAGAACAGUUAAGCCCAGUAUCAACUGUGCUGUCCCACCUUCCUCGACAUCUGCAGAUAUUUAUUUGAAUUUUGUUGAAUUGUUCUCAUCAAUAUCUUAGUGAGAAGAGAGCAGGCUGAAUGGAAGAAAGUCAUUAUGACCACUGAGGCCACUAGGAUUUCUCUGUGUGUGUGUCCCCAUGAUGAAAACAUCAUUAAAGUAAAAUAUCAUGAAUAGACUCUUAAGAAGCAGAGUCUACUGAAAGUCCUGGAAAAUAUGAAAGCACUAAUAUUCACAGACAACUCUACACUCUGAAAGUUACUCCAAAUUUUGUUGAUCUCUCUUUUGUCUAGGAGUUUUUCAUAUUUUCUACCAUGAUCAUUUGUUAGUUUUAUAAUUACAUAAUAAAGGCAUUACAUCAUACAA
This is a messenger RNA of Orcinus orca (killer whale), 1474 nucleotides long. RefSeq names its product metabotropic glutamate receptor 7-like. The transcript is spliced from 6 exons. The record is from RefSeq and is a predicted model, not a curated record. Gene Ontology annotation, biological process: regulation of synaptic transmission, glutamatergic; G protein-coupled glutamate receptor signaling pathway. Lineage: Eukaryota; Metazoa; Chordata; Mammalia; Artiodactyla; Delphinidae. Bases 3 to 977 code for a protein of 324 amino acids. Gene Ontology annotation, molecular function: group III metabotropic glutamate receptor activity. Gene Ontology annotation, cellular component: membrane.